AAAAACAUUUUUCCCAUAUUAAAAAAUAGAAAAAAAAGAUGAAAUAAAUCCAAACACGAAAUUAGGACAGUUCAUUGAUUUUAGUCCAAAGAAAGGAAUUAAAAGGGCAUUUUUGGUAAUUGGUGGAGAAAAAGGAAAUUAGAAGAAGAAGCUACUGCAACUAGAAGUUGAUAUUUGUUUUCGCCUCAAUUUUCUUCAAGAUCCUUCUUGUUUCGCUCGAUUCAAUCUCAACAGCACAAACCGUAUAGAAUAGUUUUGAUUUAUAAGCCAUCUUUUUGAAGAGUUUGAAGAAAUGCUUGUAUCUGCUCUACUUACAUCUGUGGGAAUAAAUUCUGGACUUUGUGUAUUAUUCUUCACAUUGUAUUCAAUUUUAAAGAAACAGCCUAGUAAUUAUGAAGUUUAUGUACCACGCUUGGUGGCUGAAGGGAAAUCUAAGCGGAGAAGUUCGUUCAACUUAGAAAGGUUAAUACCAUCUACUGGCUGGGUCAAAAGGGCAUGGAAGCCAUCUGAAGAGGACCUUUUGUCAACCUCCGGCUUAGAUGUUGUUGUCUUUAUGCAUAUUAUAACAUUUAGUUUGAAAGUAUUUUUGUUUGCUGGGGUUAUUGGUAUAUUUGUUCUUCUCCCAGUGAAUUGCUCUGGAGAUCAGCUUCAGGAUAUUGAUUUUGCUGAUUUGUCAAAUAAUUCUUUGGAUGUGUUUUCCAUUUCAAAUCUAAGCAGUGGCUCAAAAAGGUUAUGGGCUCACUUUAGUGCUGUGUAUCUUGUCACUGCAUUCGUUUGCUAUCUGCUCUAUUAUGAAUUUAAAUAUAUAACUGCAAAAAGGAUUGAUUUUUUUCACUCAACUAAACCUCAGCCUCAUCAAUUCACAAUAUUGGUGCGCAGUAUCCCUGUUUCUGCUGGGAAUAGUGUGAGAGAGAGUGUUGAAAGGUUUUUCCUGGAGUACCAUCCUUCUACAUACCUUUCACAUAUGGUUGUUCAUCGAUCAAGUAAACUCCGAAGUCUCGUUAAGGAUGCAAAAAAGUUGUGUAAAAGGCUUACACACUUACAAUCAGAAUCUAGUCAGCAGAAGUAUAGGCAUGUUGGGUUGUUUCGGAAGAAGGUUGAUCUGGUGGAUCAUUAUGGAAAGAAAUUAGAAGACGUAGAGGAGAAUAUGAGAUUAGAGCGAUCUGAAGUUUCAUUGGCAGCAGAAGAAGUUCGAGCAGCUUUUGUGUCUUUCAAGUCUAGGUAUGGUGCAGCAGUUGCCUUCCACAUGCAACAAUCGACUAACCCAACAGAGUGGGUCACAGAGCUAGCUCCCGAGCCACAUGAUGUCUACUGGCCCUUUUUCUCAUCAACAUUCAUGAAAAGAUGGCUUUCUAAGAUUGUUGUUGUUGUUGCAUGCAUACUCCUGACAAUUUUGUUUCUUAUUCCUGUUCUGCUUGUGCAAGGUCUUACUAACCUAAAUCAGUUGGAAAUUUGGUUUCCGUUCUUGAAAAGCAUUCUAACCGUAACAUUCGUCAGCCAGGUAGUUACAGGGUACCUUCCCAGCCUUAUUCUUCAGUUGUUUCUCAAGAUUGUGCCUCCAAUAAUGGAGUUCCUUUCCUCCAUUCAAGGAUACAUAUGCCACAGUGAAAUUGAGAAGAGUGCAUGUAACAAAGUGCUCUGGUUCACAAUAUGGAACAUAUUUUUUGCAACGGUAUUUUCUGGAUCACUUUUAUAUCAGGUUUCUAUAUUCCUUGAUCCCAAGAAAAUUCCUGCCAGGCUUGGCGUUGCUGUUCCUGCACAGGCAUCUUUUUUCAUUGCUUAUGUCGUGACAUCCGGAUGGACGAGUACUUCAUCAGAACUUUUUCGCAUCUUCCCGCUUAUGUGGAGUCUGAUAAAAAAACCUUUCAGUUGUUGCUCGGAUGAAGAGUUUGAAGUUCCAUCGAUUCCAUACCACCGAGACAUUCCAAGAAUUCUUUUCUUUGGACUUCUAGGAAUUACAUAUUUCUUCCUUGCACCAUUAAUUCUGCCCUUCCUCUUGGUGUACCUCUGUCUUGCUUAUAUCAUCUAUCGCAACCAGUUCAUUAAUGUAUACGCACCGAAGUAUGAGACCGCAGGGAAAUUUUGGCCCAUUGUGCACAAUUCAAUGAUAUUCUCUCUCUUACUCAUGCAAGCCAUUGCAUUUGGAAUCUUCACACUGAAGAAACUCUCAUUAGCGUCCACUUUGGUUAUCCCUCUCCCUAUCCUCACACUCCUCUUCAACGAGUACUGCCGGAAACGUUUCUUGCCGAAUUUCAUCGCUUACCCUGCCGAGGUUUUGAUAAAGAGAGACAGGGAGGACCGACAUGAUCCGAGUAUGGCAGAAUUCUAUGAGAACUUAGUGACUGCCUAUCAGGACCCAGCCUUGCUACCAAUUGAGUUUUCCUCAAAUCCCGACAGUCUUAGUAGCCCUCUUAUAUCUGCUGCUCAAGUUGUACGUUAAGGUAUGGUUUUCAACAUUAGCUAUCAAAGGUGUAAGAGGAAAUGUGUGCUUGGAACUUAAUUAUGUUUGUUAUUGUCCUCAUUAAUAUACAUGUUACUUGUGGAUAUCAGCAUGUAAAUUACUCUUGAUUAC
Hibiscus syriacus is the source of this 2572-nucleotide messenger RNA. RefSeq names its product CSC1-like protein At1g69450. The record is from RefSeq and is a predicted model, not a curated record. Gene Ontology annotation, cellular component: plasma membrane. The coding region runs from base 293 to 2440 and encodes 715 amino acids. The transcript is spliced from 11 exons. NCBI's taxonomy places the organism in Eukaryota, Viridiplantae, Streptophyta, Magnoliopsida, Malvales, Malvaceae. Gene Ontology annotation, molecular function: calcium-activated cation channel activity.